AUGAAAACAAUAAUUUUUGAGCCAGGAAGAACACUAUGUAAGGGAGGGAAUAGUGAAAGUUUAUUGCCAAUUGUUGAAAUCCCAUCAGUUUGCUGUAUAAAGGAUUUUGAGAAAGGAAAUAAUGAACAUCAAAUUUCGGAACUUGAUAGUAUAAAUAAAGAAACAAAUAACAAUACCAGUACUCACAAUUUAAAGAGCAAUAAUAUCUCAAAAGAUGAAUUAAAAAAAAUAUUCUUAGUUGGAAAUGAAGCAAUUGAUCAUUUAGAAUCAGUAAAUGGGAAUUUAAUCUAUCCUUUACAUAGGAAUUUGGUAAUGAGCGACUGGAUUCUUUGUGAAUUAAUUUGGGAUCAGGUAUUGUUUGAAUUGGGGAUCAAAAACAAAGUUGAAAAGUUAAAGAGCAAGUUAUCAACUGAAACUGAAUCUGAACUUGAAUCUGAAAAGCAGGUAUUAAUGGUGAUACUACCUUCUUCAGGAGGAAUUUUGAUCAAAGAAAAAAUUAGUGAAUGGCUUAAAACAAAUUAUGAUUUUGAACAGGUAAUUUUUGUUCCAGGAUACUUACUAACUUUAUAUUCAUAUGGUAAAGAAACUGGAAUAGUUGUUGAUGUUGGAGCAUUUUGGACUAAUAUUACUCCAGUAAUUGAGGGUGUUUCUGAUGAUAAUUACUCAUUAAGUAUUCCAAUUGGUGGAAGAAGUUUGGAAGAUUAUAUGAAAAUCCUAUUAUCUAGAAGAGGAUUAAAGUUUUCUGGAAAAAAACAUACAAAAUGUAUUGAAGAAACAAAAGAUGAUCUAAUAGUCAAAAAUAUAUUAAGUGAGAAUUGUUUUGUCUCUACAAAUGAAAAGAAUACUAGAGAAAUUAUUUCAUGUACAACUUCUUAUUUGGAACUUAUACAAGUCAACUCAAAUUUAAAUAAUAAUAAAGCUAUUUUUUUAGAAGAGGAAAGAUUUCAAGUAACUGAAGAUGUAUUCUUCAAACCAUACAAAAUUGGAAUUGAAUCUCCAUCUAUAUGUGAGGCUAUUCUUAAAGUAAUUAACAAAUGCCCAUUAGAUACAAGAACUCUUUUAAUGGAAAAUAUCUUUUUAACUGGAAGGUCAUCACUAUUUAUUGGACUUCCUCAAAGAAUCCAAGUUAAUCUAACUAAACUAUUCUUAAACAGUAAGCUGAAAGGAGAUAUUGAUCGAUUAAAUAAAUACAAGUUCUAUGUACAUGAUGAUCCUAUGAGAGAUGUUUCAUCUUUUAAAGGAGCAAAUAUUUAUCUUCAAUUGAUUUAA
Cryptosporidium ubiquitum is the source of this 1269-nucleotide messenger RNA. Its product is annotated as actin-like protein. Bases 1 to 1269 code for a protein of 422 amino acids. Lineage: Eukaryota; Apicomplexa; Conoidasida; Eucoccidiorida; Cryptosporidiidae. The transcript has a single exon. The record is from RefSeq and is a predicted model, not a curated record.